AUGGGGCGAAUGGGCGCCAUCUGGGGUCUAUUCUUGCUCCUCUGCGUUGCAUCGUGUGGCCUUGCGGCUGCCGAUUCGUUUGAGCCGGGUCCCGACUACGUAUACGAUCUCAUCUAUGAUCACAAAACCGACGUCAAGGCGUGCGUGCGGCUUCUUCACUCGGAGGGCGAAGUUGGCUGCUCCUCGCCAGAGGGCGGGUCUGUGGGGUCCCUAUACCCGAUAGAGACUGAGGCGGAGUACCUCGACUUCAAGGACCACAUGUCCGCCACUUGGACUGACCUCAAGGCCAUCGUGCUCGCUGGUCACCUCUUCAACAAGACGAUCAUCGACGGCCUUCAUCAAACAAAAGCAGUAGUCGGCAUCGCAUUGCUCCCGAGCAACGCCACCGGCUUCGCGUGUGGGGCUGGCAAGACUGGCUUCUCGCCCGCUGAGAAGUACCCCAACAAGAAGUGGGGUCUUCAUCCGGACUCUUCCCACGACUGGAACCCAUGCGGAAACGCGUGGUUCAUGGAGAAGCUGCCCUUCCCCGUGUUUUCCCUCAACAGCGACGCCGAUGGGAAGGAUCUCGUGCACAAGGCCAGGGAAAACAAGCGCCUCGACUCGUGGCCCAAGUGGUCUGCCGAGUUCAAGGCCUUCAUGUGGGGCGCCGGCGAUUCGAACAUCUGCCUCCGCCGGGGCUACUGCGAUCCCGUCGGCGGACAGAGCGUGUGGGGAUCGUUCGAAGAGGGGGUGGACGCGGAGCGAGACAUUGUUUUGGUUAUGUCCCAGCUGGACAGCAACUCCAUCUUCCAGGAUCUGGCUCUUGGCGCCGAGGCCACCGCCAGCGGGAUCACGACCCUGCUCACCGCCAUCCACGCCCUGGCCGACCAACGCAAACUUGAGGCCCAGCAGGGCGGCAUCUAUACCCCGCCUGUGCGCGCCAAACGUCAGUUGGUGUUCGGCUUCUGGACGGGGGAGACGUUCGUAGAGGACCUUAUUCACUUCAAGUGCAAGUCGGUGGUGCACGGCGAGAACGGCCGCGUGCGCUGCGCCGAUCCGUGGAUGACCGACUACGGCUUCAAGAACAUCUCCCUCUCUCGUAUUCACGCGCUCAUCGAUCUGCAGCAGCUCGGCCAGCUCGACGCCCAGAACCCGACGGUGUACGUUCACAGGGAAGCCACUUCGCAGGGAACGGCCCAACUGCUCGACGUUCUCACUGCCGUCGCCGGCUCGAGCGUCAGCGUGAAGCCCGCUUUCGAGCCGGCUUUCGAACUGCCCCCGUCGUCCCUCCACUCGUUCCUCCUCGCCAACAGCUCGCUGCCGGCCCUGCUCCUUUCCGACUUCAACACCACCUAUCGCAACCCGUAUUUCCAAAGCCGAUGGGACGACUGGAAUAACGUGAACGUGGACAGCGUCUGCACCGCGGCCGGUCUCGUGGCACGCACCCUGUACCAGCUGGUCCAUGACGUCGCGCCUCCGCAGGAGCUCAAGCCCAACUGCACACUCGUGCACGACCUGCUCGACUGUCUGGUGCGCAACAACACGUGUGACAUGAAGAGGCAGCUGCUCGGCGUCGUGGAGGCGCCGAACCCGCCCACGGGCUAUGCCGGCCUCUAUCGCCACGACCAAGCCGCCUACAACAUCAACGCGCUCCUCGUUCACCAGGUGCUCAACUGGGUCACCUCGCCCCAAUACUACAUGCCCGCGAAACUGCACGCCAACUGCUCCGCCAGCUCGCACUGCCCCGAAGGCCACAACAUGGAGUGCGUGAGUGGUGUGUGCCGGAACAGCAGCGUCUUCUUCCACGACGCGGCGCCGUUUGGCCUCGAAUGGGACGCCAACUGGGCCCAGUGGAGCCACUCGACGGCCCUCUUCCUCGGCACUCACCCGCAGCCUCUGUGGACCGAGCCCACGUGGGACACGCCAACGCUGCGCGUGUUCAAGAGGGAGCAGUUCAUCAUCGAGGUCCUCACGCUCGUGUUCGGCCUGCUUGUGUUCAGCGUCGCGCUGGGCUUCCUUUGGCUCGCGAGGCGGUCGCUCAACGCCCGCUUCAAGGCCGUACCCUCUUCUUCUUCCUCCUCCUCCUCCACCUCCACCUUGUCGCUGAGCCAGUCCUGA
This is a messenger RNA of Acanthamoeba castellanii str. Neff, 2097 nucleotides long. RefSeq names its product nicastrin protein. Gene Ontology annotation, biological process: protein processing. NCBI's taxonomy places the organism in Eukaryota, Discosea, Longamoebia, Acanthamoebidae. The record is from RefSeq and is a predicted model, not a curated record. Gene Ontology annotation, cellular component: membrane. The transcript has 15 exons. Bases 1 to 2097 code for a protein of 698 amino acids.